Molecule: messenger RNA, 276 nt
Organism: Echinococcus granulosus
Lineage: Eukaryota; Metazoa; Platyhelminthes; Cestoda; Cyclophyllidea; Taeniidae
Exons: 2
Coding region: 1-276 (91 amino acids)
Source: RefSeq, a predicted model, not a curated record
AUGGUCUCCCGGAUGCAUGUGGUCUUCCUCUUGAAGAAUGUCGCUUAUCGACUGGUCGUGUUGACGACGCCGGAUAUUGAUCCUGACCCUCGCUUUCUUCAUUGCCUCCUCCACGAUGCUCCACCGAAACCCUUCGAACAGGGACAAUCGAGCUGUGCCAAUCUCGUAGGGGCAAGUAUUAUGGCGCGGUGCGGCACGGUGGCGGCGGCGAUUGAGGGAGGAAGAGGACUAGGGGAUAGCAAAACCAGUCGUUUCCUUAAUGUUUCCUUCGGAUGA